CUGCGUUGAGAUCUCACCCAUUAUUUAGGCAAUUUUUUUCCAGAUUUUAUAAUUUUCAGGUUUCGACAUUUAUAGAUAAAUUCGUUUUCCGUUUGGUACAGCAUGUUACACUUUUUUAUGAAUUUUAAAUAAUACUGAAUAGUGGUUCUUAUCUGUAGACUGUAGUUAUUUUGGGGCGAUGAAACUAUCGUCGGGAUAGAUUUCUGUUUUGAUUUCCACUUUCCACCGUUUCACACUCACGAAAAUGAGUUCAUACGAAUUUGGUGUUGGAGAUGAUCAGAUGACAGUGAACAAUCAAGGCGGAAGAUUCCUUCAGCCUGGAUACGUCGCCGUGCACUUGUUGUUCCGCAUCGCUGCUGUGAUCACAUACCUUAUCUGCAGUUUCGUCGCUGGUUUCGUCACCAGCUUCAUUGUGAUUGUCUUUCUCCUUUCCAUAGACUUCUGGAUUUGUAAGAAUGUGACGGGGCGAAAGUUAGUUGGAUUGCGAUGGUGGAAUUAUGUAGAUGACGAAGGCAAAAGCAAGUGGAUCUACGAAUCUAGAAAGCCGGAAGAAGGAAAACCGGUUAAUCCAGCAGAAUUGAAGAUAUUCUGGUCAGCAUUAAUUAUCGCUCAAGUUGUAUGGGGGAUAUUUUUCUUCUGGAAGUUAAUAUCAUUUGACAUGCGAUGGCUGGUGCUCGAUUGUAUAGCCAAUUUUCUGAACGGUGCCAAUUUAUUUGGAUAUUUGCGCUGUAAAUUCGGCAAAAAAGACGCCGAGAAUGCCGCCAUGAAAUAUAUUGCUCCACAGAUAUUUCGCAAUGCAUGGAGUGGCAUGACAUCUCGUUUCUCACGGCAAGGCAACGCAAAUAACAGAAGAGGAGACGAUUACAAUAACUUAACGGAUACACGAUGAUUUUCCCGAUUGUUACGCAGUUGGAUCGCUGGAUGUGCCGAAAUUCCACGUUUUUAAAUUUAACUCAGUUGUUUUACGCACCGAAAUUGUGCAGCGGUGAUCGUCGGUUUAGCCUUCAUUCUGCUGAUUAUCAUGUGGGAUCGACAAAACUUGUUUGGCUUCUAUUUUUAGGAAUCCAUGUGUUAUUGUCGCUUUUGUUGACCUUUUUAUAAUGUUUGAACCGAUGGCUUACUUACUCUUAUUGUGUACUGCAACUAUGGCAUCAGGUUCUGGACUUCUGGUUUCCGUGCAUCUCUGCGUAGGCAUCUUUAAUUUUCUAUCACUACACCACAAACUCGAAAUGGUUCGGGAAAGAAAACGGUUCGGGUUUU
Messenger RNA from Paramacrobiotus metropolitanus, 1260 nucleotides. Its product is annotated as Golgi apparatus membrane protein TVP23 homolog B-like. The coding region runs from base 245 to 889 and encodes 214 amino acids. The record is from RefSeq and is a predicted model, not a curated record. Gene Ontology annotation, biological process: vesicle-mediated transport; protein secretion. Gene Ontology annotation, cellular component: Golgi membrane. Lineage: Eukaryota; Metazoa; Tardigrada; Eutardigrada; Parachela; Macrobiotidae. The transcript has 7 exons.